CCACUCAAUCGCAUUUGAGUCUUUGACGCCGGCUCGAACGGACGUGCUGGCGCGCGGUCUAUAAAAAACCUCAAUAAAAAAAAACCUCAAGUGACUGUGUUACAGUGGUUUCUAACUGUGGAACAUUUUGUGUACAUUGAAAAGUUUGUUGGUUUUUAGUUGUUUUUAGUUUCGUGUUCGCUUUGAGGAAAAGAUGGUGAAAGUCCGUCCGAAGAUACGCAAAAGGCCCCGGUGAUGUGACGAUGUGACAGUUUAGUGAAACCAAAAAAACUAAACUAAAAUAACUAAUAAUACUCCCAAAAUCCUCCUAGAAUAGUUAUAAAGUGCCAACUAUAGUGAAACAUAGAACUGUAAAAUCAUAAAAUCAACAGUACAGUGAACCAUAGAUCUCGAUACGCAUAGAUCUGGCUAAAUAAAAACAAAUCAUAGAGUAAAGAAAUAAAUAAUAAUUUAUAGAUUAAUCAAAACGUAAAAAGUGAUAGAAAAAGUUUAGUGACGCAUAAAUCUGUUAACGAGUUACAAUAUAAUAAAUAUAGACAGAACAUAAAAUAAUAGUGUACCAACGAACUUUAUGCAACGAUUAAAGUGCUAGAAGUGCCAAUUAAUAUUUUUAUAUUAUUUUGACUGUGAUGCAAACGGAUUGAAAAAUGGAUUUACAUGCGCCACCUCUGGUCGUUCACGGAUAUGAACCCCACGCGCCAUUGUUGGAGGUGGAGGGACUGGACCCUCAUAGUCCUCAGCACAAGGUCCUUAUCCAUGCACCAAUACAGAGCCAAGAGUUAAUAAGCAACGACCAUAGAAAUGGAGAGUAUGAAUUUGCAGAUGAGCAGUACCACGCGCAUAGCAGCAACCAAGGAGGCGAUGGCCACGGUGGAGUCAACCAACUAGGUGGAGUGUUUGUGAAUGGCCGACCGUUGCCCGACGUCGUGCGACAGCGGAUAGUGGAGCUGGCGCACAGCGGCGUGCGGCCGUGCGACAUCAGUCGACAGCUGCGCGUGUCGCACGGCUGCGUGUCGAAGAUACUGUCGCGAUACUACGAAACGGGGAGUUUCAAGGCUGGCGUGAUAGGCGGGUCGAAGCCCAAGGUAGCGACCCCUCCUGUGGUGGACGCCAUAGCUGCAUACAAGCGAGAGAACCCCACGAUGUUCGCCUGGGAGAUCCGGGACAGAUUGCUCAGCGAAGGCAUUUGCAGCCAGGACAAUGUACCCUCAGUAUCUAGUAUUAAUAGGAUCGUGCGGAACAAGGCGGCGGAGAAGGCGAAGCACGCGCACAACCAACAGCAGCAGCAAGAACAGGAGAUCAGCUCGGCGCAGGGGAGCGUUGUUUCUGUGAUAACCCAUGCGGGCAACGCGCCUGGAGCCACAGCGGUGCUGACUCCCACCACGGAGCACGUGAACAACGCAGGCAGCUACAGUAUCAACGGCAUCCUGGGCAUCGAGCAGGUGGACCAGCUUCACAACGGCAACCCGCUCAAGAGGAAGCGCCAUGAAGACCAGGAUGAGAACAGAGACUUCAACAGCCAUUCAGAGGACGACGUCAAAAGACAAAGAAGUCACUACAACGGUGACCAAAUAUACUCCAACCUGUGGUCAUCAUCGAAGUGGAGCCUGAAGGACGAGUACAAGCUGCUGUCGGAGCUGGGCGGCGGCACGGGCUACUACGGCGAGCUGUUCGACGCGCCCUACGACCAUCCCCACCACUACACCCCCCACUCCGCCACCAACGACUCGACGGGCUCCGCGCCGGCGGGCGGCGAGCCCCCGUCGGCGGCGGGCAGUCCCGACGCGGCCGCGCUCGUGGUGCUGCAGCCGCCCGCGCCGCCCUACCCGCCCUACGCGCACUACGACGGCACCGCCACUCUCGCAAGCGAGUAUGCCUACGCGGCCCCCUACUCGCAGUACUCCCCCUACGGCGGGCCAUACUCUCACCCCGCCGCCACGGGGUUACUGUCCAAGUGAUAUCAACGGGCGCCGUGCGAGCAGUAGCUGUCGGCGUGCCACAACGAACAAAAGUGAUAAAAGAGACACUUGUGAAACUGUGAGGAUUUCAGUUAAACGUUAUCAUUCCUUUAGAAAAUCUCAAUAUAAAUGUAGAUAAAUUAAUAAAAUUAAUAUGUACAAUUUUUAUUAUCUAUAAAAUGUUUAUUUUCGAGGUCAGUAUCGCUUUUCUUUCGCUUUCUCGAUUUUACAUUUAUUAAUUAUUGUCCAAGCAAUUCAUUUUAUACUCAUUAUUUUUAAAUAAAAUAAAAUUUAAUGAGAGAGCCAAAGUAUUGAUAAUUCUUCGUUUUAAAUGUAAGCUGUAAAUAAAAUUGUAUCGAUUAUAAUUAUUAUAUUUCAUUUAAUGUCAGAAUUAGAUUUAAGGAUCUUUAUUUUCUUUACCUCAAAAAUAGUGAAUAUUUUUUAUGUAAGAUAUUAUAUUGAAAUUUCAUUUAUUUAACUGUUUUAAGCUGUCUUAGCACAAUGUCGUUAUUUUAACGCCCCUUUAUUGCUGUUACUGUUCGUAUAAGUUAAUUUAUUUUUUAUAUUGUUGUAAUUUAGUACAUAUUAUAAUUAUGUAUUUAUAUGAAAUGCAUUGAACGAUGCUUGUGAACAAAGUUAAUAUAUACAAAGUACUUAAAGAAUUAGAUGUUUUUUUUUUGAAAUUACAAUGAGAUUAUUUCCUGUUUUUUUUCCUUUUUUUACUUUUUAUAAUUAGUAUUUAAUCGCUAGUACAGUGUAACGGUGAAUGUAAAUAAAUGUUCACUGAUGGGUGAUGUCGAAUGAAUUAUAUGUUCAAAUGUAAUGUGUAGAAAUUUGUUUUUAGUUUGUAAAAUUGUAUUUUUGAAAAUCUUAUCGUUUCCGUCCAUUUUGUUUUAUUUUAUUAUUUUUUGUAAAUAUCGCCUUAGUGUUUAACAGUUUUUUUUUCUGUAUCCGAUAGCAUAUUUUUUUUAAUAAUAUAUUAUGUAUAUUAUGGUAAUAUAUGAGAUUUUUUGCAAUAACAUACAGUUUAGAGGUAUGCCAAAGACUUGUAGUGAUGUCUUUACAUGCGAUUUUUUUUUCUUUCUAGAUUAUUUUUAUGUGAAGCAAUAUUAAUUGUGUCGCCAAAGAAAUUGUGGACUUUUUCUGACGUUAUUUCAUAAAAAAUCAAAUUUAAUACCUCUUUUAUAUAUGUUUACAUAGGAAAAAGUAUUUGCAACCAAAUCAAAUUAAAUGAUUUCUGAUGAUCUCUGGUACAGUUAGUUGUGGUUCUCGACAGACAGGUACUGGGUUCGAUUUCCAACGUCGACCAGUCUCUGGUCUGGUGAUAGGCAUUCGGCCGUGGCUAGUCACCACACAACCGGCAAAGACAUACCGCCAAACGAUUUUAACGUUCCGGUACGAUUCCGCGUAGUAUAGACGUGCUUCUUCCAAGUAAACCCGCUUCCAUAUUAGACUGCAUCAUCACUUCACAUAAGAUGUGAUCGCAGUAAGUAGCCAGCUUUUCAAUCUACUCAUCACCAUCAUAUCAGUCGAUGGACGUCCACUACAAGACAGGCCUUUUGUAGGGACUUCCAAACAUCACGAUACUGAGCCGCCUGCAUCCAGCGAAUCCCUGCGACUCGCUAGAUGUCGUUACUCCACCUGGUGGGGGUCGACCAAUACUAAGCUUUUCAGCAUCUUGAGACCCCAACGUCCAUCUGCUCUUCGAAUUAUGUCAAUCUAUCUUCCUGCUGAUUGAAAAAGAAAAAGUUCACAGUAAAAUAUCUCAUUUAACUAUUGAUGACAUUAUACCUAUUUUUAUGUUUCCUAUUUAUUUAACUUCAAAGGUUUUCGCUCACUAUUCUAUUACGAGUUUUUAGAAAAUAUUUUAGAUUUACGUCAAAACUUUUUUUGAUCUUGAUGAUUGAAAAAUAUAGACAUGUUUAAGCAAAGAACUUAUAUAAAAACAGCAAAGGUCUAUUUUCUGUUACAAAGAUAUCUAUAACAUCGUUCAAAGUUAAGUUCUUCUAACAAAACUAAGUAUUAUAGCGACUAAAUAUUAGGGUAUUUAUAUAUUUUUUCUCAAAGAAAAUAUCAGAAUUACACUUUAAAUUUGUAUUGAAUCUUGAUUUUCUGACAAAACUUAAAAAAAGUAUUUAAUAAAUAAAAAUGAAUAAUUAAAAUAAUUUCUAUUUGUUGGAGUAUAGAUUUGUAUGUAAAUUAAUUUAAAAUGGCGCCUCAGCACAAAUACACAUUGGAUGUGCAAUAUCUAAAAAGUGAAUAACUCACACUGAAAAGUGACUAUUCAAUUGUUUUUACAAAAAAAAUAACGUGUAAAUGAGAAAUUCAACUUUGCCGUCAAAUUUUCUAAAUUCAUACAUUAUUAAUUCCUGACCUUGUAAUGUUUUUCAUUCAACAAGUUAUUAGUUUGAACCUUUUUAAGAAAUAAUGACAAAAAUAAAGAAUUAGGAACCUGUUUUCUUUAAAGAGACUUAAUGACAUCCUAAGUUCAUUCAUAGCUAUUAUGUUUACGGUUUUAUAGAGAAUAAACGAUUAUUAUUAUUAUUAUUAUUAUAGAUAAAAUUAAUUUUAGUACCUACAUAAAUGUUGGGUUUACUUUUCAUAACAGCUAUGGUAUAGUGGGCGGAGACCUUUACUUUAUUUUAUUUUGCUUUUGACCCCGAAAGCAUAUCGAUGUAAGUGAUACUGUUCACAACAUAUUAAUAAGUAUACAAUGUAAUAGUUUCAUUUUAUUUGUACUAAGUAUAUUUGUAAGGCAAAACGCACCAGUACGAAAUAAAGGCAUAUGAGUUUUUAAAAA
Messenger RNA from Bicyclus anynana (squinting bush brown), 4758 nucleotides. RefSeq names its product paired box protein Pax-5 (gene sv). NCBI's taxonomy places the organism in Eukaryota, Metazoa, Arthropoda, Insecta, Lepidoptera, Nymphalidae. The transcript is spliced from 12 exons. The coding region runs from base 648 to 1958 and encodes 436 amino acids. Gene Ontology annotation, biological process: anatomical structure development; regulation of transcription by RNA polymerase II. The record is from RefSeq and is a predicted model, not a curated record. Gene Ontology annotation, molecular function: DNA-binding transcription factor activity, RNA polymerase II-specific; RNA polymerase II cis-regulatory region sequence-specific DNA binding.